Messenger RNA from Pterocles gutturalis (yellow-throated sandgrouse), 715 nucleotides. Its product is annotated as TBC1 domain family member 2B-like. The record is from RefSeq and is a predicted model, not a curated record. The coding region runs from base 1 to 552 and encodes 183 amino acids. NCBI's taxonomy places the organism in Eukaryota, Metazoa, Chordata, Aves, Pterocliformes, Pteroclidae. The transcript is spliced from 3 exons.
AUGCUGGGAAACGUAGGAGCAAUAGUGUCCUAUUUGUCCUCUCUUCAGGUCGAUCAGCGAGUGUUCAAGGAUUUGAUGAGUGAGAAGCUUCCACGACUGCACGCUCAUUUUGAACAAUACAAAGUUGACUAUACUCUUAUAACUUUCAACUGGUUUCUCGUGGUGUUUGUGGACAGCGUGGUUAGCGACAUCCUUUUUAAAAUCUGGGACUCCUUCCUGUAUGAGGGACCAAAGGUAAUAUUCAGAUUUGCCCUGGCACUUUUUAAAUACAAAGAAGAGGAAAUCUUAAAACUGCAAGAUUCAAUGUCCAUUUUCAAGUACCUUCGAUAUUUCACCCGCACUAUACUUGAUGCUAGGAAACUGACUGGCAUUGCUUUUGGAGACCUGAAUCCUUUUCCAUUACGUCAGAUCAGGAACCGGAGGACCUAUCACCUGGAAAAAGUCCGUCUUGAACUAACUGAACUAGAAGCCAUUCGUGAGGAUUUCCUGCGUGAACGAGAGACAUGUGUAGAAAAAAGGGACCUUAUUAGUGAUGAUGAGGAGGAUAGUUGAAACUACUCAACAUAAACUUUUCUUUGGGAUCGUGACCAAAGUGAGUUAACCUCCAAAACACUUUAUUGAUCCUGUCAAACAGAAUGUAGACUAGUUGCUUUUGGAAAUAUGCAGGACAGAUUUCCAAACCCCAGCACUUUGAGAAAUAUUGCUUUGUAUGGAG